Messenger RNA from Colletotrichum siamense, 1155 nucleotides. Its product is annotated as Secondary metabolism regulator LAE1. The record is from RefSeq and is a predicted model, not a curated record. Gene Ontology annotation, molecular function: methyltransferase activity. Bases 1 to 1155 code for a protein of 384 amino acids. The transcript is spliced from 12 exons. NCBI's taxonomy places the organism in Eukaryota, Fungi, Ascomycota, Sordariomycetes, Glomerellales, Glomerellaceae.
AUGGUCGUGUCUCCGCCGCAGUCCCCGGUCUCCCCGGUAUCUGCCACAAACGCCCACCAAAGGCCCGCCGAAUCCCCCAAAGCGGCCCCAACUCCAGCACCGCGGCCAGAAGACGCCUUCUCGCCGCCACCGGAAUCUUCAUAUGCAUUGGCGUCCGAACAGGAGCCAGCGCCGCAGAUUGAAGCGGACGCAGUCGACAAUUCUGACACCGAUUCGGCUCUCGGCGUUCCUUUUCGCGAUUCGUUGACAUCGCUGCGGUCAAGCAUUCGCCAUUACCAGCACGAAAAUGGCCGUACGUAUCAUGCCAUGAGUGCGGGGAAAUAUUUCCUUCCAAACGAUGAGUCGGAGGUCGACAGGUUGGAUUUGCAGCAUUAUGUGAUGACUCUUACGAUAGGAGGCAAUCACUGCCUCUGCCCGAAAAAUAUGGGUGCCAAAAGAGUGCUUGAUCUCGGAACUGGCACCGGAAUCUGGUCCAUGGAGUAUGCGGAUGCGCAUCCUGAUGCUGAGGUGAUUGGAGUCGAUCUUAGCCCCGUCCAGCCAGACCUUGUGCCCCCGAAUUGUUCUUUUGAGCUCGAUGAUUUGGAGAAGGACUGGACGUGGUCACGACCAUUCGACUUCAUCUUUUCUCGCAUGAUGACAGGCAGUUUUGCAGACAAUAGAAGUAUCGUCUACAAGGCUUUUGACGCCCUGGAGCCAGGCGGCUAUUUCGAGGCCCAAGAUAUGGCUCUUCCUUUAGGUUGCGACGAUGGGACACUAUCAGUUGAUUCAGACCUUUGGAAAUGGGUGCUCCUGGUAAUGGAAGGUAUGGCAAAGUUUGGUAGACCUGUCACCGCUGCGGAGCAGUGGAAGCAACUCAUGGAAGAAGCCGGUUUCGAAGACGUUGUUGAGACCAUCUACAAAUGGCCCACAAACCGUUGGCCUCGAGACAAGCAUUACAAGGAUCUUGGCAUGUGGAGCUUAGAGAACAUGGACCAGGCCCUUGAGCCAGCCACGCUUGCUCCCCUCACAAGAGCUCUUGGAUGGAGUUACGAGGAGGUUAUCGUUCUCGUCAGCAAAGCCAGAAAGGUAUUGAGAGAUACGAGCGUACACGCAUACUGGCCGAUAUACAUCGUUCACGGGCGAAAGCCAUAUAGAAGGGACAAGGGCAGGGCGUGA